AUGCCAGACCUCAGAAUGAGUCUCCAAGACAUCGAUACCUUCGCCACUGUCCAUCCUUCACAGAACAAUCAAGGUACUGAGAACAAUACCGAGCCAUUUGGUGGCAAGCGUGACCAUGCGUCCGGCAAUGAUGUUCUCUCGGCUGCCGGCGUCGACAUGAGUGGUGACGACCCGAAUCUUCCUUGUCUCACGCUGAGGAUGUGGUCCAUCGGCAUAGGUUUUUGCAUCAUCGGUAGCGGAGUAAAUACCCUCUACACAUUUCGCUUCCCGUCUGUCUCCUUGUCUCAAUCGGCGAUCCAGUUCUUGGCCUAUCCCGUAGGAAAGGCCUGGGAGCUCGCCGUGCCGGAUUGGGGCAUCACGGCAUUUGGCACACGCCACAGUUUGAAUCCGUGUCGGUUUAACCAAAAGGUAGGCGCCCGAGCAUACGCCGUACGAUGGGAAUCACAAGACCCACUGAUCAAGGUGCUCCAGGAGAACAUCUUGAUCUAUAUUCUUGCCAACUUGAGCUACAUGACGCGUCUCAGUGCUGAUGUAUUGACUGAACAACGAGUAUUUUACGCAAUGGAGGCCGGUUGGGGCUUCGAGUUGAUGAUCACACUUUCCACCAUCUUGUUCGGCUUUGGCUUUGCUGGUCUUGCGCGUUCCGUCGUCGUGGAACCGCCUGAGUUGGUCUGGCCCGGCGUCCUAGGCAAUACUGCUCUCAACUCCGCUCUUCAUGGGGGGAACAGCAAGCAAAACGUUUCGAGCCACGCUUAUGCAUGGAGGUCGACGCGAUACAAGUUCUUUCUAUGGGCCUUUGCUGCUGCAUUCGUUUGGUACUGGUUCCCAGCCUUGAUAUUCCCGGCUUUGGGCUAUUUUACUUGGAUUUGCUGGAUUGCGCCAAAGCACGCCGUUGUCAACCAAGUUUUUGGCAUGAAAAGUGGCAUGGGAUUACUCCCCUUUACCUUUGACUGGAGCCAAAUCUCGUAUAUCGGUUCGCCUCUCAUCGUGCCGACUUGGGUCGUCUUCAAUAUCCUCGCCGCUGUCGUUUUCUGGAUAUGGAUCAUAACUCCAGCACUAUAUUACUCCAACACGUGGCUAUCAGCGUAUCUCCCCUUGCAGAGCAAUUCGAUCUUUGACAAUACAGCCAAGGUGUACAAUGUGUCGAGGGUGAUUGACGCGAAGAACGGGUUCGCAUUUGACGAAGCCAAGUUUGUUGCUUACUCAGACAUCCGCCCCCGCCACUUGUUCGUCGUACAGGCGGUGGGCUUGGUGGUUGGCACUGUUUCUCAAGUCGCCGUCCUGAACUGGGCUCUCAAUCAUAUACCGAACAUUUGCACCUCCAGAGCGGCCGAUGGCUUCACUUGUCCAUUCUCUCGCACCCAUUUCAAUACCAGCAUGGUAUGGGGAGCCGUUGGUCCACGCAAGUUUUUUGCUCCUGGAGCGCCGUAUCGACCGCUUCUUUGGUUCUUCCUGCUUGGAUUUACUCUGCCCAUUGUUGUAUACGGCCUGCGACGUGCAUUUCCCAACGCAAAGUGGUUGCGGCGCGUACAUGUGCCACUAUUUCUGGGUGGGAUGGGAUACAUCCCCCCGGCGUCUGGCACGAACUAUGGUGCUUGGGUUGUAGUGGGACUUAUCUUUGGGCUCCUGAUCAAGAAGAAGUAUAGACCCUGGUGGAACAAGUAUAACUUUGUGCUUAGUUCAGCGUUGGACUGCUCGACGGCCAUUGCAGGCAUCCUGAUCUUCUUCGCCGUGGUAUAUACGGGGGCAUCGAAAGAUUUCUCCUGGUGGGGUACGACGGUGCACAUGGUAAGAUGGCCCCAGGAAUUCGACGAGCUUUGA
This is a messenger RNA of Metarhizium album ARSEF 1941, 1821 nucleotides long. Its product is annotated as Oligopeptide transporter OPT superfamily. Gene Ontology annotation, biological process: transmembrane transport. NCBI's taxonomy places the organism in Eukaryota, Fungi, Ascomycota, Sordariomycetes, Hypocreales, Clavicipitaceae. The coding region runs from base 1 to 1821 and encodes 606 amino acids. The record is from RefSeq and is a predicted model, not a curated record. The transcript is spliced from 5 exons. Gene Ontology annotation, molecular function: oligopeptide transmembrane transporter activity.